AUGUUUUCGAGAUCUUGGACUGCCCUAUCUCUGCCCCUCUGGGUCAGAGUCGCCUCUGCGGCCUUUGGACUCACAACCAAUGAUGGUUCCUACGUGGUUGAUGCGGGAUCACCAAACCCACUCAAAUUCACGGUGGAUCGCUCGAGCUGCGAUAUCACGUCGAUCAAUUUCUAUGGCUCCGAGCUUCAGUAUUCAGGCAAAGGAUCUCACAUCGGCUCAGGUCUCGGAAGUGCAACGGUUUCUGCUACUGAAAGUGGCGACUAUAUAAAAGUAACAUGUGAGACGGAUACCUUGAUUCAGUACUUUGUAGUCCACAGUGGCGACCCUAUCAUCCAUAUGGCGACUUACACUACUGCGGAGCCUUCCAUUGGCGAGCUGAGAUUCAUCGCUCGUCUUAACUCUGAAUUGCUGCCCAAUGAAGAGCCCUUUGGUGACGUUUCCACCACGUCCGGCGGCACAGCCAUCGAGGGCUCUGACGUGUUCAACGUUGGUGGGGAGACCCGUAGCAAGUUCUACUCCAGCCAGCGAUUCAUCGAUGACCAGAGACACUGUAUUGCCGGAGAUGCCCAUCGCGUUUGCAUGAUCCUUAACCAAUAUGAGACUUCUUCUGGUGGCCCAUUCCACCGUGACAUCAACUCCAACAACGGCGGGGACUAUAAUGCUCUUUACUGGUACAUGAACUCUGGCCACGUUCAGACCGAAUCCUUCCGCCAAGGACUCCACGGCCCAUACUCUAUGUACUUCAGUCGCAGUGGAACACCCAGCACCGACAUUGACACUUCCUUCUUCGCGGACCUCGAUAUCAAGGGCUACGUUGCUGCAGCUGACAGAGGAACUGUAUCUGGAACCGCAUCUGGCGCUGACUCUAGCUUUAAAUGGGUGGUGCACUGGUACAACGAUGAUGCACAGUACUGGACAUACACAGCCUCUGGUGGCAGCUUCACAUCCCCUGCAAUGAAGCCCGGCACCUACACAAUGGUGUACUACCAAGGCGAAUACAAGGUCGCAGAGACCGAAGUGACCGUCAAGGCCGGAUCAAAGACCAGCCAAAAUAUCUCCGGAUCCGUGAAGACCGGAACUACCAUUUUCAAAAUUGGCGACUGGGACGGACAACCAACAGGCUUCCGCAACGCAGAGAACCAACUGCACAUGCACCCCUCCGAUUCGCGCAUGUCUAGCUGGGGCCCUCUCACGUACACCGUGGGCAGCUCCGAGUUGACCGAUUUCCCCAUGGCAAUUUUCAAGUCCUCCAAUUCACCCGUGACUAUCAAGUUCACAGCGGCUUCCUCGCAGACAGGAGCUGCCACUUUAAGAAUUGGAACGACCCUUUCUUUCGCUGGCGGCCGUCCCCAGGCCACGAUCAAUGACUACACCGGAAAGGCACCAUCUGCCCCGACAAACCUCAACUCCCGGGGCGUCACCCGUGGUGCCUAUCGGGGCUAUGGUGAAGUCUACGAUGUUUCGAUUCCGGAAGGGACUAUUGUUGAAGGAUCUAACACGAUCACGAUUGAAGUUCUCUCUGGAAGCAGUGGCGAUGAGUUCCUUAGCCCUAACUUUGUCUUUGACUGCGUUGAGCUUUUCCAGUAA
Molecule: messenger RNA, 1587 nt
Organism: Aspergillus wentii DTO 134E9
Lineage: Eukaryota; Fungi; Ascomycota; Eurotiomycetes; Eurotiales; Aspergillaceae
Gene: rglA
Product: putative rhamnogalacturonase B
Exons: 12
Coding region: 1-1587 (528 amino acids)
Biological process (GO): pectin catabolic process
Molecular function (GO): carbohydrate binding; carbon-oxygen lyase activity, acting on polysaccharides
Source: RefSeq, a predicted model, not a curated record